Molecule: messenger RNA, 515 nt
Organism: Halichondria panicea
Lineage: Eukaryota; Metazoa; Porifera; Demospongiae; Suberitida; Halichondriidae
Product: ankyrin repeat domain-containing protein 13B-like
Exons: 3
Coding region: 1-447 (148 amino acids)
Cellular component (GO): cytoplasm
Source: RefSeq, a predicted model, not a curated record
AUGGAGCAGAUCAGUGGAUACUCAAGCAAAAGGUACACUAGCUCUGCUACCUUUCAGUUUCUCUGUAUCACCAUAGAAACUGUAAUCACAGCGACUGGGCUCAAUAUCAAGACCAACACGAGGGUCGAGCAUCUCCCAGAGUCGGAGAAGAAGAAACAAAAGAGUGUUAGUCCAUUGCAAGACUUUCUGGGGGCCGCACAAACUCAUGCGUCUAACUUGCUGGCAGUUGAGGCCACACCCACUGACCACACACCCUCAACGGAGGAGGCUCGACAGAGUACUGGGCCGAGACUGACAUUGGAGCAAUACUUCACUGAGCCUAACAACAAGGAAGAGCCAGAUUGUAUUGGUAGAGCUCCUGAAGUGACCACUAAAACACAGAAACUGAAAGCAACUGUUUGUUUGGCUGAGGAUUUUCCACUGAUUGACUGCAUCGUGGUAUCAUAAUAGGCUGUACCCCGGCUAUAUCUUGAGUUGUAGACCCAGGGCAAUAUAUACACCACAUUCAGUACAUC